Messenger RNA from Myxocyprinus asiaticus (Chinese sucker), 2290 nucleotides. Its product is annotated as serine protease HTRA3-like. Gene Ontology annotation, biological process: proteolysis. Gene Ontology annotation, cellular component: extracellular region. The transcript is spliced from 11 exons. The coding region runs from base 483 to 1895 and encodes 470 amino acids. Gene Ontology annotation, molecular function: serine-type endopeptidase activity; protein binding. Lineage: Eukaryota; Metazoa; Chordata; Actinopteri; Cypriniformes; Catostomidae. The record is from RefSeq and is a predicted model, not a curated record.
AUUUUUUCAGGCAAUUUUUUAUUUUUAUUUUCAUUUUUUUUAAUUUAUUAUUAUUAUAUUUAUUUUAUUGUUUAUGUUUUUCUUCAUUCCUUUUUUAUUUUUUUUAUUUAGGGGAGACCAAGACUUCUGGUCACACAGGAAGUUGUCACAAGGGCUACAUCUCAGAAGUAACUGUAAGGUUUAGAGUGAAAAGUCCAAUAAAGAAAAGCUGUUGAUAUCAAGUAUUCACAACUAGUCAAAAAGUGGUUUUCAGAGGCGUGAAACAUUGUAAGGGGACCAAAAGCUCUCUAAUAGAGAGAAACUCAAGUAAGGGCAUAAAGUUUUCACGGUUGAUGUCGAUUAUCAGCCGAGUGAUGCUCUCUAUGGCAAAUCACCGGAGCGCAUUCCAAGCGGAGUUGCUGCUAUGUUUUGGACUAUAGCUCACGCAACAAACUAAAUACCUGAACUGCAGUUUUCACAAAGUGAACCUGAAAUCAGACAGAAUGCAGGCAAUACUGUUUGCAGCAGCAGUGCUAUUUGCGCUCGACCUGGCCGUGGCCAAGCCGAAAGUGAAAUGUCCAUCCAGGUGUGAUGUAAGUAAAUGUCUGAGCCCGAGCUGUCCGAGCGGGUAUGUGCCCGACCACUGCAACUGUUGCCUAGUGUGCGGCCUGGGCGAGGGCGCAUCGUGCGGUCGGAAUGAUGACAUUCCAUGUGGCGACGGGCUUGUAUGUAAAUUUCCAGCCGGCAAACGACUUCCCAAGGGUGUUUGCCAGUGUAAGAUGGUGCGCAGAGUGUGUGGCAGCGACGGCAAGACCUACGGCAAUGUGUGCAAGAUGAGGGCAGCCGCGCGUAAAGCUCAACAACAAGGGCUCCCCGAAAUAACCCAAACACACAAAGGUCCAUGUGCACCAUCAACCGCAGAUCCUGCACAUCUGAACAGCCCAAGAUACAAGUUUAACUUCAUUGCUGAUGUGGUGGAGAAGAUCGCCCCUGCUGUGGUCCACAUCGAGCUCUUCCUCAACCAUCCGCUGUUUGGCCGUCAUGUACCAUUGUCAAGCGGCUCUGGGUUCAUAAUGACGCAGUCCGGUCUGAUUGUGACCAAUGCUCAUGUGGUAACAAGCAGUGCGACAGUAACCGGCCGCCAGCAUCUACGAGUGCAGUUGCACGAUGGCCAGAUAUACGAGGCCUCCAUCAGAGACAUUGACAAGAAGUCUGACAUCGCCACUAUCAAAAUUAACCCAAAGAGAAAAUUACCAGUGUUAUCGCUGGGCCACUCUGCUGACCUGAGGCCUGGUGAGUUUGUGGUUGCCAUUGGCAGCCCAUUUGCUCUUCAGAACACAGUCACAACAGGCAUCAUCAGCACAACACAGAGAGAUGGAAAAGAGCUAGGCAUCUGUGACUCUGACAUGGACUACAUCCAGACCGAUGCUAUCAUCAAUUAUGGAAACUCAGGAGGCCCACUUGUCAAUCUGGAUGGUGAGGUGAUUGGGAUAAACACACUAAAAGUAACUGCAGGGAUCUCUUUUGCUAUUCCGUCGGACAGAAUCAAUAAAUUCCUUGAUGAAUCUACUGUUAAACAGAAGAAAGGUAUAAAUGACUCCACGAAAAGGUUUAUUGGAAUCAAAAUGGUCACUUUAACAGAGAACCUGGUCCAAGGGUUAAAAUGGCAUAAUCCAGACUUUCCAGGUAUUGGUAGUGGAAUUCUUGUCCACGAAGUUGUCCCAGAUUCCCCAGCUCAGAAGGGUGGGAUUGAAACAGGUGAUGUUAUAGUGAAGUUAAAUGACCGUCCAUUGGUCAGCACUGGUGAAUUACAGGAGGCGAUUCAGGAAGACAUUUCCCUUCUUCUGGAAGUUCGUCGCGGUAAUGAUGAUCUACUAUUCAACAUUGAACCUCAAAUCUUUAUGCAGCGACAAUGACAGAGAUCUACAGUAAUGGACAAGCACAAUUGGAAAGUAUACAGUGGCUGAGACCUAUAUGUGCUACAGCUGGAUGGAUCUGUGUGGAUAGAAGAGUUAAGAUAUGAUAAAAUACAGUUAAGAUAUGCCAUCAACUUUGGACUUCAGAGGACAAUUUGACGAGCAAUUGACUACUUUACCCACUGAACAGUUUCAUAAUUUGUAAUAAAUUGUCAAUGUUAAUAAUGUAAUGUUACUUUACAGUAAUCACAGGUAUUGCAGUGCCUUCCUGUCAGGCCUGACUUCACAAUAAAGAUGCUUAGGAUUAAAUGAGAAUCAUUUCACUCUGCAUUUAUAUCACACACUGUAUCCUGGUCUUGGAACAAUAGAGGCAAGGAUGCUUUCCAUGAUAGUUU